CGCGAACAAUGUCCAGUGAUUGUGGACAUAUAGUUUGAACAAUGUCCAGUGGCGUAGUGAAAAAAAGAAUGAUGAUGGGGGGAGGUGGGGGUGAUGGGUCGUCGUCGUCGGUAUCGGAAUUGCCGCCGGGGUUUCGGUUUCACCCGACGGAUGAAGAACUGGUGGCGUACUAUCUGAAACGGAAGAUCAACGGCCGGUUUAUAGAGCUCGACGUCAUCCCUGAAGUUGAUCUCUACAAAUGUGAGCCAUGGGAGUUGCCUGGGAAGGCAUUGUUGGCGAGCAAAGACCUAGAGUGGUAUUUCUUCAGUCCACGAGACCGGAAAUACCCGAACGGGUCAAGGACGAACCGGGCAACGAAGGCCGGGUACUGGAAGGCGACCGGGAAGGACAGGAAAGUAAAUUCAGAAAUGAGGGCGGUGGGGAUGAAGAAAACCCUAGUCUAUCACAGAGGCAGAGCUCCCCACGGAGCUCGAACCGAUUGGAUCAUGCACGAAUACCGCUUAGAGGAAAGGGAAUGCGAAACCCGGUCGGGCUUACAGGACGCCUACGCCCUCUGCCGCGUCCUAAAGAGAAGCUCAAAUACCUCGGAUAUCGGAGAGACUUACUCCGCCGCCGCCGGAGACGAUCAGGCGUCGAGCUCAUCCUAUGCGAUUCAGCCUCCGCCGCCGCUUUCAGGCGACCUCGGUUUCCCGGCGACGUCGCAGCAGGAUUACUGCUUGGAGGUUCCGGAUUUCGCCCAAUCGGGCUAUGCUCGAUUCGAGAUGCCUCAACCGAGCUGCUGGGACUCCGACGAGGCAAAUCGCCGAACACUUGGUGCGCAUGGUUGCACGUUAAAUGCAUCAGAUUUUAGCGACGAUUUUGCCUUCUUCCCUCAGAACGAGAGAUUUCAAAGCUACAGCUCUUCUGGAUUCACGGAUCAAUGGAAGGAAGAUGGCCAAACGAUCGAGGAAUUCGGCUACGAACUAGGAUGGGAUAGAAUGGGUGAGAACUUGAGAUGGGUAGAAAUGUUAGACAAAUAGACUCUCUAAGAAGGUUAAAACCAAAACAAAACACUUAUUGUACAUC
Messenger RNA from Cuscuta campestris, 1065 nucleotides. Lineage: Eukaryota; Viridiplantae; Streptophyta; Magnoliopsida; Solanales; Convolvulaceae. The record is from the annotation of a GenBank genome assembly.